GCACACUCCUGGAUAUAAAUUCAAUCGGUGAGAGGAAGCUUUCAUUUCGCAUUGGGUAUUAGCCACAUAACACCAUGUGGUACUUCACUCUGCUACUGCUCGUUGCAGCAGUCGUUGCUACUCCUGGACAUGAACAUGCCUGGGAAACGGGAAACCAGUAUCAGUACCUUGUACGGAGUCGAACAUUGUCGACUCUAGAUCAACUAAGUGACAAGGCUACUGGAAUUAUAAUAAAGGCUGUGCUCACCAUCCAAUCGGUCACUGACGACAAGAUGCAGGCAACAUUAAUCAAUCCGCAGUUUGCUCGGAUACAUACACAAAUGCUGGACGGUCUCGACGCACAGUUGUCCGACCAGCAAUUGCAGUUUGAACAGCUUCCCACGUCCGGAAAGCCUUUUGAGAUCAUCGUCAAACACGGCAUGAUCCGAGACUUGCUGGUCGACAAGCACGUGCCCACCUGGGAACUGAAUUUACUGAAGGGUAUCGUAAGCCAGCUGCAGGUAGACACACAAGGCGAAAACGUGAUACAUGGCGACAGUACUCAAGAGCCGAGGGACGGACAAAACUAUGCUUCAUAUAAGACCAUGGAAGACACCGUCGGUGGCAAGUGUGAGGUUCUCUACGAUAUUUCGCCGUUAUCCGCGGACGAUCUCUAUAACUCACCGGAACUAGCACCUUUGGUGAAUGGCAAUAAUAACGAAGAUCAACUUAUCGAAGUCAGGAAAACAAAAAAUUACAAAAACUGCAAGCAGCAAAGAGGUUAUUCUUUUGGUCUCAGCGGCAGGAUGAGCUUGACACAAGGAUCCAAUAAGGAUCUUAAAGACAGAUUGACUACGAAAUCGUCGGACAGUCGCAUUGUCAUCUCUGGUGAUCUAAAGCGUUUCACUAUCCAAUCCUCCGUGACAACAAAUCACAUAUUCGUCAAAUCUGAGCAACCUGCUAAUUCUUUCAUCGGCACAGUCUACAGCAAAAUGAAUCUGACUUUAGUGAAUAUGAAUAAAAUAACCAAGGAAUUCUCUUUAAAUAAUAACAACCUCCAAUCAACCGGAAACCUUCUGUAUACGUACAACAAUCCGCUGACCGAACUAGAACAAGGCAAGCAACAUCAACAAACUAUCAGCAGAAAUUCUCAGCAAGUUCAGUCGUCCGAGAGCAGUAGCAGUAGCAGUAGCAGUUCUAGUGAACAAAAUCAUACUCAACGAAAAACCGGGCAAAAAGGACAGACAGGCAGUAGCAGUAGCAGUAGCAGUAGCAGUGGCAGUAGCAGUAGCAGUAGCAGUAGCAAUGGCAGUAGCAGUAGCAGCGACAGUUCUUCCAGUGCCGCCUCCAGCAGCGAAGAAUUCCAGCAUUUACAGACUUUACCAAGUUUGCACGAAGCUCCAAAGUCGAUGACGCCUCUUAGCCUGGCUUUCCAAGACAACCAGGAAUCGCUGAACGUAGUGAAAGAAGCUCAAAAAAAGAUCAGUCAAAUAGUCAACGAACUUCAACAACUUGAUAAUUUAAUAAGCCAAGAAACGCUGGAGAAGUUUACAAAUUUAGUAAACUUGCUGCGUGUAAUGAACGAGAAUCAAAUCGCCGAAGUUGAACAUGGCGUGCUAAGUAACAGACAUCACAAUUCGCAAUCAGACGAAAAUACCUCUGAACAAAAUGAUGCCUGGAAUACCAUUCGUGAUGGCGUUGCACAAGCCGGAACUGGUCCCGCUUUACUCACCCUCAUAAAAUGGAUACAGACAGGACAAUUAAAAGGCAUGGAAGCGGCACGCGUCAUUGCAAAAAUUCCCAGAGUUGUUCGCAUACCUUCAGAGACCUACAUCGAAGCAGUUUUCAAUAAUUUAGUUGCCAACCAGAAAGUGCAGCAACAGGAUUAUGUAAGCAAAAUCGCACCCAUCGCAUUUUCGGAAUUAGUCCGCAACGCCCAAGUCGACAAGAGGCAUUCCCAAAAUGCAUAUCCAAUAUACAAUUUCGGUAAACUGAAUCCCAAGAGUGAUAAAGACGUAACUGAAAAUUAUAUACCUUUUAUGGAAAAACAAUUACAUCAAAGCCUCAAGAAUGGUGAUAAUCCGCAAGCGCAGGUAUAUAUUGUAGCUUUGGGUAACCUCGGUCAUCCGAAAGUCUUGAGAGUCUUUGAGCCAUUUUUGGAAGGCCGACAGAAUGUGUCGACGUAUCUACGUACGUUGAUGGUUUCGUCACUGCGCAGUUUAGUCAGACGCACUCCAGCAGUUGUUGCACCAGUGCUCUACAAAAUCUACUUGAACGAUGAAGAGUCUCAUGAGGUGCGUUGCGCCGCGGUUCAUCUUUACAUGUUAACGAAUCCGCCUUUAGUCUCGAUGCUACGUAUGGCAAAGUACACCAAUUUCGAUAAGAGUAACGAAGUAAAUGCUGCAGUCAAGAGCAGCAUCAUAAGUCUAUCUAAAUGGGACCAGCCAGAGUUUUAUCAUCUAUCUCAAAAAGCGCGUCAUGCUAGAAGACUGCUAACAUCUAAGACAUUCUCCAGCACAAACUCGCAAGGCAUCUUCACGGAGACAACCAUCGUGCAAACCAUCGGCAGUGUCAGCAAUAGUUUGCCGAAGCAUGUCUAUCUAAAUGCGCAAAAUAAUUUCGAUAACAUAGCAAAAUCUAUAUUAGAAGUGGAAUACGGAGUAUCGACCGUCAGGCGUAUUCUCAAUAUAUUCGAAAAACCAGAAACACAUCACGAAAGCGCGUGGCUUGACAGUCUUCGUCGCUCGAUUGGUAUGCAGCCAAAAACAGUAGAGCAAGUGGAAGGAAACCUCAGGAUUGCCACCAUUUUCGGAACUGCUUUUUAUCCUUUCGACCAACAAAGUAUAGAGAAAUUGGCAUCACAUGUAGAGAAGAAUUUGAAAAAGGACCAACACGUGCAUAUUAACCAUAUAGACAGCUAUGACGAGACAGUGAGUUUCCCGACUGAAAGCGGCGUGCCGUUCACUUUCAGCCUCGAGAUGCCAUUAUUGACAAGAGUUUCUAUGAACCAUAAGCGUGGAGCAUCAGGCAAUACACCUAACAACAAAGGAACAAACGGCAUUGUCAAUUUAGUAGUCGCCAAAAAGGUGCAGACCAGAUUUGGUGUUGUAGUAUCUCACGUGCCUGAGCAGUAUGUCGCUGGUGUUGAUAGAAAUUUGUUUGUGCAUGUACCAGUAGAAUAUAACUGGAACAUGGAAUCCAAAAAGGAUUCCUAUAAUUUCGAGCUGAACGUGCACGUGGACCCGGAAGAACAAAGUUCGCCGCUUAAACUGGCGCAUCGCAGUGUUGUUCCCUUCAUCGCGCAAAUUAACAUGCAGACUCUUUCACCUGUCUCUCGCGGCAAUAUGCAACGAAUAUCCGAUGUAAAACAACUGAAAAAAUCCACUGUUCGCUUAGGCACAAUGCAGAUUGUUUCGGAAGUAGAAGCACAGUCAGUGUUGGGUCUAGAAAACGUUUGGCAGUGGUGGUCAUCUUUGUAUGACGAGUCUGUCCAUUAUAGAAAGGUUGAGGUAUUCAACUUGCAAGGAACGAACUCAGGCAACAAUGGACGCGACGACGUAACCCUCAAUGUCGCUUAUGAUGAAUCAAACGAUGACGAAAACAAUAAUAGCGAUGAAAAUGAAAACGGACUAAUGCACAAUUCCGUCCUCGACGUAACCGAUAAAAAACCGAAUAGCGCGGCAAGGAGAAAGCAGUUCCUGAAGGAAGUCAGCAAGGGUAUGAAUUCCGUCGAGGCCUACGUAUAUGACGUAACUGUCGAACUUCCGUUCCUUCAAAACAGUCAAGUUAUAACUAUCAGCGUAGGAGAGAGCAAUGUGGAACGAAAGACGCAAUACCUUGUCUAUUGGAAUCAGCAUCAUGCUAAAACAGGAGAAGUCGUACACGAAGCAUUGAUUACUGGAAUGCUGCAAUCAUCACAAGACAAUUUCUUGAGUUACGAUAAACUGGCUCACCAGAUGCCGGAAGACAAAUUCAUAAUAAAUGUGCGCGCUGGACAGAAUUAUAGAACAGCAGAAAAAAUCCAGGUAGAGGGAAGGCUAUUGCGAAGUGACAGUCUGUCGGAAACGCUAAUGAAAUCCCAGACAGUUCGACAAUGUGUGCUUGAGAUGCAGCGUGGCGAAGGAUUGGAAGCGUGCCAGAAGGCUAUUGAUUUGGCAUUGAAGAAAAAUCUUUUGCAGUUGUCGAUAAACAUGGAUUCUGACGAUCAAAACGAAAUCGCUAAUAUGAUUGUAAACUAUAUUAGUGAGAUAAUACCCAAGACAAACGUAGAGUUUACAAACACGAGGAAUUCUGGUUUGCGGAAUCAAAUCAAUAUGGAAGUAAAAAUGUCACCCAAUUUAGAAAAUGCUGAGGCCAUUGUAAAAACUUCGCAAAUGAAUGUUAAGUUCCAACUGCACGAUUCUGAUGAUGAUUUGUGGCAAGAUGAAAAUGAGAACUUCGAGGAUGAGGAAGAAGAAGACGGUGUGUGCACCGUGAGCACAAAUGAGGUUCUUACUUUUGAUGAUAAGAACUAUCCCGUGUACAUGGGCGGAAUCUGGCACGUACUGAUGAUCCCUGACCAGCUACAGAUUCUUAAUCAUCCUAAUCUACAGCUGCCACUGUCAGAAAAUAAGAAAGUGAGUGUUCUAACCCGAGAACAAAAUAAUCACCUUCAGGUCCGUGUGUUGCUGAAUGACAGAGAAUAUCAAUUGCAACAAGUGGGUGAUCAUCUUCAAGCUCUGAUUAAUGGACAAGAAGUUAAACUGUCGAAAAAAGAAAGCCAUGAAGACAAAGAGAACGGAGAAGUUAUCGCCGAAUUAUUUAUGCAACCGGACGGUUUAGUGACACUUGACUUACCGAACCAUGGAAUCACUGUUUUAUAUGACGGAAAACAUGUUCAACUUCAGAUGACACAGGAUUAUCGCAAUAUGGUACGAGGUCUUUGCGGUAAUUACGAUACACAGACCAGCAACGAUUUCCUCACUCCGCAAAACUGUGUUCUGCAGAAGCCGGAAGAAUUCAGCGCUACUUUCGCUGUAUUGAAUGACUCUCAGGAUAAUAACGCUAAGAAUAUGAUUGCGGAGAAUAAGUCCAAAGCAUCUCGUGCCUCUUGCAUUCCGUUAACUCCUCGCCAGACUAAUGUGAUCAACGACAGAGGAAUGGGAAGAGAGUUAGAAAAAUCGUGGGGUCAUCAUCAGAACAGAAAUCAGAAUCAAAAGAAUCAAGAAAACGUCCGCCUUAUCUACCGCACGAAAAUCGAUGAAGGUGAUCAUGAGAUCUGCUUUUCUGUCAGACCUUUGCCAGUAUGCCCCCAUAAUAGCAGGCCUGUGGAAAUAAAGAGGAAGAAUGUCGCGAUGCACUGCAUGACGAGAAAUGAUGCCGCUCAAGAAAUGAAGAAGCGAAUCCAACAAGGAGCUAAUCCGGAUCUGUCUCUCAAUUCUGUCAGCAAGAAGCUGGCCCUCGAACUUCCUAGCCUUGGUUGUGUGGCAUACCUGUCAUUUUGCGUUCAAUAUUCAUAUAAUAUUAUGAAGCUGCGUCUCAUUCUUCUCGUAAUUCUUGGAGCGGCCGUGGCUGACAACAAUUAUGCUUGGGAAACGGGAAACGAAUAUCAAUUUCUUAUACAAAGUCGUACUUUGACGGCUCUCGACAAUUUAGCUCCAGAAUUUUCUGGAAUUGUAAUGAAAGGUGUUCUCACCGUUCAGGUGAGAUCGCCAGACACGCUGCAAGCAAAAGUUUCACAGCCGAAAUAUGCUUCCGUGGACAAAUUACUGUUGGAAAGAUGGGAUUCCACGAUACCCGACCCAAUGUUGACAUUGGUCGAGCUUCCCUUGUCCGAAAAGCCUUUUGAGAUCAAGAUCAAACAUGGUGUAAUUCGAGACCUGUUGGUCGAUAAGACUGUGGCUACCUGGGAAUUAAAUUUAUUGAAGAGUAUUGUGAGUCAACUACAGAUUGAUACGGAGGGCGAGAAUGCAAUAACAAACAAGAGUAAUCAGAUAUUCGAGGAUGAGCAGCCCUUCGCAAUAUUUAAGACGAUGGAGGAUUCUGUUGGUGGUAAAUGCGAGGUUCACUAUGAUAUUACGCCAUUACCCGAGGAUGUACUUUUCAACAGACCAGAACUGGCACCUUUACCAAAUCUUAACAAUGACGGUUAUCUCGAAAUCACAAAAACGAAGAAUUACAACAGAUGCGAGCAGCGAAUGGGUUAUCAUUUUAGUAUGAACGGCAAAAAAAGUUGGAAGUCGGAAUCCAAUGCUGAUGGAUUUCUUUCGAUAUUAUCUACGAGUCACAUUGUUGUCUCGGGAAGUCUGAAACGUUUUACUAUUCAAUCAUCCACAACAACAAACAAGAUAUGCGUGAGACCUGGCAUUUACGAUUCAUACGCUGGUACUGUCUAUAGCAAGAUAAAUUUAACCCUCAAUAGCGUAAAUGAGAUCUUCGAUCCUAUACCCAUAUCCGGCAAUCUCACGUCAACCGGAAACUUAGUGUAUACGUAUAAUAAUCCAUUCUCUGAUGUCGAACAGCGCAAACUACAUCGUCCAAGUCAAGAUACUUCGUCAGUACAGUCGCCCGAAAGUCAUAGUUCUGAAAGUUCUAAGCGGGAAACACAUAGCGACAAUGAUGAUAUGUUUAAUAGCGAGGAACGCUACUAUUUACAACCUAAACCGAGAUUGGAUGAAGUUCCAGAUAAUCCAUUUCUGCCAUAUUUCGUUGGAUACAAAGGCAAGAGUAUCCAGAAGUCGGAGAAAAAUAACACAAAGAAAGUGGUUAGUCUGCUUAUAGACAUUGGAAUGGAACUUCAGCAUGUUUAUGCACGUUUCAAGGACCGACCUCUUGAGAUAUUAGACAAAUUCGCACUUCUGGUGAGAUUGACUUGCACCAUGAACAGCAAUCAAAUUGCUGAAGUGGAAAAUUUGCUGUUUGCAUAUAUUGAUGAGAUCAAGCCUUACAAACGUUUCUUCAUCGCAAGCAUCGUUAAUCCGAUCAUCAUGAACCAGACCACCAGGAAUAUUUUUCGCGACGUUGUCGCUCAGGCCGGAACUGGACCGGCUCUCAUAACUAUCAUAAAUUGGAUAAAAAACAAGAAACUUGAAGGCAUAGAGGCGGCACGAAUUAUUUCAAAAAUUCCCAAAACCGCACGCGUGCCUACAGCAGAAUAUAUUGAUGCGUUUUUUGAAUUAAUUACUGAACCAAUAGUGACAAAACAAGAAUUUUUGAAUGUAUCUGCGCCUUUGGCAUUCGCCGAAUUGAUAUAUUAUUCCCGAGUCAAGGAUACCAGCAUCCCGAAUCGCUAUCCGAUACACAGCUUCGACCGCAUAAACUCGAAACAUGAUCAUGCCGUGCUAGAAAUUUAUAUCCCUUACAUGGCCAAUCAACUGAGGGAAGCCAUCAAGGAAGGCGACAGUCUUCGAAUACAGACAUACAUUGCAGCACUGGGUAAUUUUGGUCAUCGCAAAAUACUUUCGAUCUUCGAACCGUAUUUGGAAGGUAAACAGCCAGUGUCGAAGUUUCAACGUUUGAUGAUGGUCGGCGCGUUAGCGAAAGUAGCCGAAACGAAUCCGGAACUCGCCCAAUCCGUUCUCUACAAAAUCUAUCUAAACACAAUGGACGCUCAUGAAGUGCGUUGCAUGGCAGUCUAUCUCUUAAUGAUAACGAAUCCGCCACUGGCCAUGUUGCAGCGAAUGGCAAAGUUCACUAAUUAUGAUGAGAGUAAGCAUGUAAAUUCUGUCGUCAAGAAUGUUAUAGAAAAUCUCGCUAAGUUGAAACAACCGGAAUGGCAAGAACUCGUUAACAAAGCGCGCAUCGCCAAGGAACUACUGACUCCUCAUAAAUACGGCUUAAAGUAUUCUAAAAGCGUCAUUAAGAACUGGUCCUUUGCCUCCUUGGACACCGUUUAUAAAUUUAUUAUAAAUACAAUAAGUGGCGACGACAGUGAUAUACCUAAAGCCGCAUAUUAUGGUGCGGAUAUAUCUUACGGCGGUUUUAAUCUGCCCACCAUGGAAAAUGGAUAUGUAAUAUCAAGCAUCAGACAAUUCUUCAAUAUGUGGGAUCAAACGGAGCAAAAAGAAAAAAAAGACAGAGCCAGAGGAAGAUUGACCGUUGAAACAAUCGCACAGAUGCUUAACAUAAAACCUGAAAAUCUGGAACAGUUGGAAGGAAAUAUCUUUCUUAACACCAUGUUUGGUAUGCAAUUCUAUCCGUUCGACAAUCACACCAUUGAAAAAAUCACCGACAUACUAAAGAUGUACUUUGUGCCGUCUGCGAAGCUCAAAUCAUUUGAAUUCGGGGAUAAAACUCUUGUAAAUAGCUACGACAUUACGCUGGAACUGCCGACUGAAAGCGGCCUGCCGUUUGUGUACACUUUAAAGAUGUCAGAAUUAGUAAGAGUUAGCGGCAAAGGAACGCUCGACAUCAAACGCUCUAAGGGUUUUGCCAUAGAAGCAAAUGUAGAAAGAAGCAAUAUAGUAAUAAUUGACAAGAUUGAGAGCAGGAUUGGUUUUAUAACGCCUUUUGAGCAUCGUCAUUACAUCGCCGGUAUCGAAGGCAAUAUGCAACUGUCCCUAUCAAAAAGUUUUCGUGUCGGAUGGGAUUCUGUGAAGAAGAAUUUCCAGUUGGAGCUCUAUCCUAAUAAAGUGGUCGAUCACUUUUUGUUUCAUUAUAGCAUUAUUCCUUACAUCACAAAAUACGAAAUUUUAGAUUUUGAAUCUGUAGUUACGAACAACAAGCACUUAGUGCAUACGAAAAAACCGCACGAAAUAAAACUCGCUAUAAGCGAUGGAAUCACCAUAAAAGCAAAAAGCGAUAAUUUCGAUAGAAAUGCUUCGGAAGAAAAGAUUUUUGAAGUUUACCAACAGAUGGCUAAAUUUUGGAGCGGAUAUGACUCUUGCUAUAAGAUGUUCGACAUAUCUUCCGAGAAUUGGACGGGUAAAAUAAACGCCACUUACGAUAUCGUGGAAAUCGAUACUAAUAACUCGGAUUAUCAGCAAUCGUGGCCAUCAGAAGUAAUCGUUCCCUCAACAAUGGACAAAAAACCAAACAGUGAAAUCAGAAGAAAACAAUUUUUGAACGAAGUCAGCAAAGGUAUCAAUUCUGCCACUGCUUACAUUCUUGAUAUCGAACUCGAUCUCCCGUUACCGAUUCGCCAAGCUCUCACUUUCGGAAUAGCAAGUAGCAACGUUGACGAAAAAGCUCAAGCUCUUUUUUACUGGAAUCUUCAAUCGCGGAAAGAAAUAGAUAUAAAUCUUUAUGUGGAGGCAUGCGCCGCGGGACAGAUGCGAUCUUCGCAAAAUAUUCUUUUGAAUUUUGAGAAAGCUAUCGAACAGGUGCCAAAGAAUGAGAUUGACGUUGAUUUGCGAUUUGGAAACAGUUAUAUGGACGGAGAAAGAAUUAGAUUCAAAGGAUACCUGUCGCGAAGUGAUGAUCAGAAGAAGAUUAUAAGAGAUUCCAAAAUAGCCGAGAAAUGUCUACGAGAGAUGAGAUUAGAUAACAAAGGGCUGCGAGCUUGCCAAAGAGUCACCACACUCGCGCGGUGGAAGGAUCAUUUAACGGUAUCAAUGAACGUCGAAUCUGACUUUUUCAAUUUUAUUGUUACUAAGAGUAUUCAAUUCUUCAUCGAAAACAUUAUUUCUGACAAACGAGUAAAUACGAUAAAACCGAGAAACAAUAUAAAUGGUAGCAUGGAGGCGGAAAUAAAAAUACCGCUUGAUAUCAAGAAGACGGAGAUAUCAUUGUAUACUCCGGAUAGAGAUAUUAUGUUUUCUCCGUACAAUCUUUUAACACUAUCAUCAAUUGAUGAAAAUAAAAAUAUCUUACUGGAAAAAGAAGAAGAAGAAGAAAGUAUAGCUUCGUGCACUCUCGACAAAACGCAAGCUGUUACCUUUGAUGAUAAAGUUUAUCCUUUGAAACUAGAGCACUGUCCAUACGUAAUGAUGACUACUUAUUCGCAAGAGAAUUUCAAUAAAUCUUUGAUUAUUCCGGAAGAAAAAAGCGUGGCUGUCAUGGUUAACGAAAUGGAUGACGGCAGCAAGAAGAUCAAUAUGAUUUUGGGUGGCAAUGAAAUUCUACUGGAAAAAUCGCUCGAUUAUCUCAAAGCUACAGUUAACGAACAUAAUGUUCAGUUCUCGCGAUACACAAGCUACCAACACAAACACAAGAACAAAACUGCCAUCGAAAUUUUCGAACUACCUGAUGGUUCGAUCAGGCUCAUCUCAAACAAAUAUGGAGUCAAUGCCGUAUAUGAUGGCGAACGUAUUCGACUUGAGGUAUCCGAUAAAUAUCGCAAUACCAUCCGCGGUCUCUGCGGUAAUUAUGACGCGCAGCCAAACAACGAUUUCAUUACUCCGGGAAAUUGCAUCUUGAAAGAGUAUGAAGAAUUUAGCGCCAUGUACGCUAUGACUAAAUUUUGUCCAGAAUCUAUCACGAAGAAGAUAUCAAUAGCCAAACAAUCCACAUGCAUUCGGAUGUUGCAUCGCCAGAGCAACGUUAUUAAUAGCAGAGAAGUGAACAAAUUUAAGAUCAAGAAUAAAAGAGAUUUUUCUGACGGAUCGUAAGUAUGUGUGCAAAAG
This is a messenger RNA of Linepithema humile (Argentine ant), 10520 nucleotides long. RefSeq lists its product as uncharacterized. Gene Ontology annotation, molecular function: lipid carrier activity. The record is from RefSeq and is a predicted model, not a curated record. Gene Ontology annotation, biological process: lipid transport. NCBI's taxonomy places the organism in Eukaryota, Metazoa, Arthropoda, Insecta, Hymenoptera, Formicidae.